Messenger RNA from Daldinia loculata, 1577 nucleotides. Its product is annotated as peroxisomal targeting signal 2 receptor. Gene Ontology annotation, biological process: protein import into peroxisome matrix. The record is from RefSeq and is a predicted model, not a curated record. Bases 109 to 1164 code for a protein of 351 amino acids. Lineage: Eukaryota; Fungi; Ascomycota; Sordariomycetes; Xylariales; Hypoxylaceae. Gene Ontology annotation, cellular component: cytosol; peroxisomal matrix. Gene Ontology annotation, molecular function: protein binding. The transcript is spliced from 4 exons.
CUCAUCGUCAUUCUUCAGCUGUCAAUCUUCAACUGAGCUAGGUACAUUUAGCUACCUCUUAUAUAUAUGCGCCAGCAAGUCUGAGCUUAUGUUCUUCAUACAAGCAACAUGGCCGCUAUGUUGGAGUUCCGCACACCUGGCUGGAAUCCUUACGCCGUCAAAUACUCACCAUACUACGAUUCGCGAAUCGCUGUCGCAUCCGCGGCGAAUUACGGCAUUGUAGGAAAUGGCCGCGUAUUCUGCUUGGGAUUGGGACCGCAAGGCGUCCAGAUUGAGAAGACCUUCGAUACGAACGACGCCCAGUACGACCUCGCCUGGUCUGAGAUCAACGAGAACCAGCUACUGGUCGCAUGUGGUGAUGGCUCUAUCAAGCUCUACGAUAUGAAUGUCAAUGAGUUCCCCGUAAUGAACUUCCAUGAGCAUAAGCGGGAGACUUUCUCGGUAGCAUGGAGUCCCGUUACCAAAGAUACUUUUGCCUCUAGCUCAUGGGAUGGAACAAUAAAGAUUUGGUCACCGGCAAGAAAGGAAUCCAUCGAAACUCUCCCCGUCGGAAAUUGUACUUACAGCACAUCAUACUGUCCAUCUAAUCCAAAUAUCAUCUCCGCAGUGUCGACAGAUUCACACUUACGCAUUUUCGAUCUCCGAACGCCAGUCAGCGCUCAAUAUCACUUAACAACAAAGAUUCCAGUUCACAUCCCCUCUCCUGUCUCUCCCCUCCAGGGGCCAACUCCUCCCGCUGUACCAGGGGAAAUAUUGACCCACGACUGGAAUAAAUACAAUCACACAGUGAUCGCGACGGGAGGCGUAGACAAGGUAAUACGGACGUUUGAUAUUAGGCAUCCUUCGGCAGGGCCUGCAUCUGUAAUGUUGGGUCACGACUACGCUGUUCGGAGGCUAGCAUGGAGCCCACAUGCCAGUGACAUCUUGAUCAGCGCGAGUUACGACAUGACAGUUCGUUUAUGGACAGACGGGUCGACGAUGGCAACUCAACAGGAGUCUCCAGUCAAGGCUGGAAUCCAGCUUGGUAUUAUGAACAGGCAUACCGAAUUUGUAACGGGCGUCGAUUGGUGUUUAUUUGGCGUUGGUGGUUGGGUUGCAACUGUGGGAUGGGAUGAAAGAUUACUAUUGUGGGAUGCGAAUAGGCUAUUACAGGGGCAAGCAUGAGACCAACUCAUUAGCAUUUAGUGGCGGGAAAAGACACGGCGUUAGCUAUAUAACGGGAAGUUGCAUUGGGAGGCGUUUAAGGAGAUCGUCAUUGAUACUAACGAUGUUGGAUAUACUUAAGAUAUAUUAUAUACCUAUACGCCGAAAGGCCAUAUUAUAGAUCAGUGCUGACUUAGACUUACCAUAUGCCUACCUAACAGCUAUUUACCUAACCUAUGUAGAUACCUACCUAGGUAGGAUAAUUCUACACAAAACACAUACCCUCAAUAUUGGACUGCAUACUGUUAGAGGUGUAGCCCCAUACAUGUAAUCACUUAUAUACCUACCUAAUCUACCCUUAGCUAUUGUAUAGUUCAACUUCAUUCAUGGCCGAAGCAUGAUUAUCGGCACACUUACCUACCGCUUUAUAAACA